AUGGAUCCCAGCAGUGACUACCAUUUCCUCAACCACAUUUUGUGGAGAAGAGUGAAACUCACCUUGGUUUCUGGAAUCUUCGAGGGCGUGCUCCAGCAUGUGGAUCCUAACAAGAUUGUUGUCCUAAAAAAUGUGAAGAACGUAGAGACAGGCCGGAGUGUCCCAGGAGUGAAAAUUUUUGGGCAUGAGAUUUUGAAUGUGGAACUAAUGGAUGAAGCAGAACAAGGUGCAUCGGGAGAAAAGGCAUCUUCUGUUAGCAUAAAUACAGAAAGAGCUGCACUGGAGAAAAUGAAAGACGAAGACCUAACUGUAUGUGAACCUGCUUCAUCUGCACCAGAGGCACCCACCAGCUCUUUACUCAGUGACCUCAAAUACUGCCCAUCGGAGGAAGAGGAGGUGACAUACACAGUCAUUGGUCAGUUCCAGCAGAAGUUUGGCGCUGCGAUGCUCCACAUCAAGAAGCAGAGUCUGAGUGUGGCUGCAGAAGGAGCUAAUGUGUGUCGCCAUGGGAAACUCUGUUGGCUUCAGGUGGCCACAAACAGCCGAGUUUACUUGUUUGAUAUUUUUCUUCUGGGAACGCGUGCUUUCAACAAUGGACUUCAGAUGAUUUUAGAAGACAAGAGAAUCUUGAAGGUUAUCCAUGAUUGUCGAUGGCUUUCGGAUUGCCUGUCUCAUCAGUAUGGAAUCAUGCUGAACAAUGUCUUUGACACACAGGUAGCAGAUGUCCUUCAGUUUUCCAUGGAAACGGGUGGUUUUCUUCCAAAUUGUAUCAGUACUUUGCAGGAGAGUUUAAUCAGACACCUUAAAGUUGCCCCUAAAUACCUCUCCUUUUUAGAAGAGAGACGGAAACGUGUUCAGGAAAAUCCAGAAAUAUGGUUGACAAGACCUCUUCCACCCCCUUUAUUGAAAAUCUUGGCCCUGGAAACAACCUACUUGCUUCCACUUCGCUUGGUACUCUUGGAUGAGAUGAUGUCGGACUUAACCACACUGGUGGAUGGGUACCUAAACACCUAUCGAGAAGGUUCUGCAGACCGGCUUGCAGGCACAGAGCCUGAGUGUAUGGAGCUGCCAGAGGAGCUUCUUCAACUCCAGGACUUCCAGAAGCAGCGGCGAGAGCGAGCUGUGAAGGAGUACAGAAUGAAUGCGCAGGGCCUCCUCAUAAGGACGGUGCUGCAUCCAAAGACACCAGCCCGGCGCACGCCAGGGAAAGAGGGCCCAGUCAGAGGCUUUUUAGUUUGUAAAACGUCGGACGUAGACACAGCUCCACACUUUCUGUGUCACAGAUCUUAUAAGGAUGAGAAUUUUUUGGAUAGAGAAUCUAAAGAAACGACAGCAAAUUCUCAAAUUCUGCCUCCCAUGAAGGAAGGUGAAGCCAGUGAGGAUUCUGAGAACAAACCAAUGUGUCGGGAGUCAAGGGGGCCAGAAGACCUGAGAACCCAGAAGGCUUGCUCACUGACUCCCACACAUGCGUUUCAGUCACAUUUUUCUUUGAAGGAGGAGAUAGAACAGUUGCUGAUGGUGGAAAAUAAGGGAGCUUUGAGAAGCCCAAAUCAAGACACCUCGGUGUCUCCUUCUCUUCCCCCGGAAAGCUGGGGGGCACCAAGUGACACCUUUCCUCUUCCUGAGAAUGAUCUGAUUUCUACACUUCCACCCUGCCCCGCGCUGGAGAAGACAGAUUCAUGGAUAAGUCCAUCUCCAAAUCUGUUUUAGGAUUUACGGUUGGCUGCUGAGUCCAUGAAGGGGACUCAUCUACCCUGCCAACAGGGUCCAUGUGAGUUUCUCCUGGGGUAGGUAGGGUGGUUAGGUCUGAACCACAGGCUUCUGGGAAAAUGAUGGCCUUCAGUUAGUGCUUCUUCCCGGUGUCUGGAUUAGGAUGGAAGGAAUAAGUGAAAUAAUGGACCAAGUCAAACUUGUGAUAUGCAGAAAUAUUCCCAGUAGCCUGAGUAAUCAUUUCUCAUAAUUUAGGUUCUGAGGAUUUGAAGAAGUGAAAAAUGCUUGUGCUCGGUAUCUGGAAGGAUCCAGUUUAGGAAUACUGUGGGCAGCUCCUGUGGAUGGCAGAGCUGGUACAGCCUGCGCAGGCCAUGGGUUCAGUCUGCAGCAUCACCCAAAAACAAGUUGUAUUUUUAUGUUUGUUUGUGUUUGGGUUAUUUUUGGCCUUCAGAGUGAAGUAAAUCUAAAAAACCCUUAUUUAUAGGUUAAAAAAUGUUUCUCAUCCAACUUCACCAGUACUUUUCUCCUUAAAAUAUUACUUGAAUUGUGAAUUUUUGUCUAUUGUAUUCUAGCCUGAGAAUAUGUAAUGUCACUAUAGGGUUCAGUCUCAUCUUCUUUAUAUCUCAUCAACCUUCAGGUUUUGUCCACUUUCCUAAGGAAGCAGAGGUACUGGCUUCUUUGUUGUCCCCUUUGUGGAAAUCUAAGUUGGAGUCCAUUGUAUUUGCCUAGAGCUGUUACAUUUUCUCAGAGUGAAAAAAAGACAGCUUGAAAAAGGGCGCUUUGUGUUGAGUGCUCAGAAAUCACUCUUACUGUUUUGUGUAAAACAACCAAUAAACCUGCUUUGGCACCAGA
Messenger RNA from Peromyscus leucopus (white-footed mouse), 2562 nucleotides. RefSeq names its product exonuclease 3'-5' domain containing 1 (gene Exd1). Gene Ontology annotation, biological process: nucleobase-containing compound metabolic process. Lineage: Eukaryota; Metazoa; Chordata; Mammalia; Rodentia; Cricetidae. Gene Ontology annotation, molecular function: nucleic acid binding; 3'-5' exonuclease activity. The record is from RefSeq and is a predicted model, not a curated record.